Messenger RNA from Rana temporaria (common frog), 2542 nucleotides. Its product is annotated as neuronal pentraxin-1-like. The record is from RefSeq and is a predicted model, not a curated record. Bases 226 to 1893 code for a protein of 555 amino acids. NCBI's taxonomy places the organism in Eukaryota, Metazoa, Chordata, Amphibia, Anura, Ranidae. The transcript is spliced from 5 exons.
UUCCAGACCAGGCUGCUGGAACUAGAUAGGCAUGAAAUAACAACAGAAGAGGAUUUCAUCAUUACAGAGGGAGGUGACACCUGAAACACAGCAAAUCAGAUUUUUAAAUCCUCUGAAUGUCAUUUGUCAAUUAAGAAGGACAACUUGAACAUUGAGAGACUGAGUGGCAGUCAAAAAGGAACAUAAAUUCCAUCUUCUACAGAGGAGUGUCGUCUUUGAUAAAAAAUGAAGCUUUUCUCACUUUUUCUGACAGUCUUUACUCUCUUGUUACACAUAUGUUGGAGCGAAUACUCUCUACCGAAAUUUGUCUGCACUCCGAUGCCUCUGGAUAUGGACUGCCAAUCUAAUGUGCAGCGUCAUAGUUCUGGUGGAGGGGGGCAUUGGGUAGGCAUGCAGGAAGAAGCAAAAGAAACUAUUCUUCACCUUCGUGAAACAGUGGUUCACCAAAAAGAGACUAUCUUAGAUCAAAGGGAGACUAUUAGGGAGUUGACUGUAAAAUUGAGCCGUUGUGAGGGGUACCCUCAUAGCAGAGUACAUGAAGAGGGUCCUGGUCAUUCUGCGGAACAUGGACAAGAAAGGGAACAUGGGCAUGAAGAAGGCUUAGGACAUGAAAGUAGCCUUGUACAUGAAAGUGGACAUGGACAUGAACGAGAGCAUGGGCACAAAAGAGAACAUGGCCAUGAAUGGGAAGAAGGACAAGAACGAGAACAUGGCCACGAAUUGGAACACCAUGAGAGAGAACAUGGACACAAGAGAGAGCAUGGUCAUGAAUGGGAAGAAAGGCAUGAAAGAGACUAUGGACAUGAAAGAGAUCAUGGAUAUGAGCGAGAACAUGGUCAUGAGAGAGAGCAUCCUCAUGGGCAUGAAGAUAUUCAUGGACAUAACAGAGACCACGAAUAUCAUCAUCUUACCCACCGGGAGUAUCGGGAACAACCAUCGCAUGACUCCUAUCGCAAGCCAAGUGCCCCACCAAACACAAUGGAAGACCCACCAGAGGUGACACCACCUGGAAUUCCCCAAAUGGAAAGAAUGCUGGAGUCACUAAAAGACAGAUUGGAGCACUUACAGGGAAGUAGAAACUCUUCUUUGUUUUCAACUUCACUGAGAGAUACCUUACAAAAGAAGAUCAGUAUCCUAGAACAUCAGAUAUUUGAGAAACACAAUAGCUCAGAGCACCAAAAUAAAGAGCAUGACCAAACACAUGAAGACUUAGCACGGCACAAGAUGGAUGCAGCUAUAAACAGCAAAGAAAAAGGACAUAAAUCAGACAAGAAAUCCAAUGAAUUUAGAGUCAGCUUCCCUCUCAGAACAAAUUACAUGUAUGCCAAGGUCAAAAGGACUCUUCAUCAUGAGAUUUUUGCAUUCACCAUCUGCUUGUGGCUAAAGUCAAAUUCAUCACCUGGUGUGGGCACACCCUUCUCAUACUCCGUUCCCGGCCAAGCCAAUGAGGUGGUGCUUAUUGAAUGGGGUAACAACCCAAUGGAAUUGCUUAUUAAUGACAAGGCUGCUACACUACCACUGGCCAUCAAUGAUGCAAAGUGGCAUCAUGUAUGUGUAACUUGGUCAACCAGAGAUGGUGUAUGGGAGUCUUACCUGGAUGGUGUGAGGCGAGGAAAUGGAGAAAACCUGGCAGCUUGGCAUCCAAUAAAACCUGGUGGAGUUUUUGUCUUGGGACAGGAACAGGACACAUUGGGAGGAAGGUUUGAUGCCACACAAGCCUUUGUGGGUGAAAUUUCUGACUUUAAUAUGUGGAGCCACAUCCUAACUCCAGGUGAGAUCUACAAGUUGGCCACAUGUGCAGCUCACUCCACCGGCGACGUCAUAGAGUGGACGGAGUCUUCAAUGGAGCUCCACGGGGGUGUAACCAAACUCCCAUUUAAUUCUUGCCAUUGACAUGAGGGGUCCCUCCACAUGCAGCAUGCUCUGAUAGGGGGCCCAGACAUGGAAUGGGCUCCCACCACCCCAAAGACUAUUGCUUUAAAUGGAGUAGAAACCAUUGUAUGUCCUAUUUUUCCUAUUAUAUCACUGUUUUUAUUGUUUUUGUGAUUCAGCCUACAAAUGUUUUGUAAUAGUGUGUAAGGGUUUCACAGAGAUGAAGGUUUUUUUUAAUAAGGUAAGGCAAUACAAAGUGCAAUAACCCAAAUAAACUAAUUAGGAUUUCAGUGUGAUUAAAUUAGAUCAAUAAAAGAGUAAUUUUGAUUAGUUGUUAUUGGAUGCGGCACUUUGAAAAUUGCUAUUUGCUUAUUAAAUAAGCCCAAUACAGUGUAAUAUUUUGUAGAUUAAAGGCAGAAGCUGGUAUAGAAGUGUUGUCAUUCACCAGUGUGGAUCUGCUUUUCCAAAUCAAUGGAUGUUUAGGGAAAAAGAAUAAGCAUCCAGAUUUAUUCCUUCAAGGAACAAGCCUGUUGUAAAGCUCUCGGGUGUUACCAGACAAGUUAUGGAUUUCACCUGAAAAGUCCUCUGUUGGUGAAAUCUAUGGGCCAGAUUCAGAAAGAAUCACGUAAGUUUGGGCGGGCGUAGCGUAUCUCAUAUACACUACGCCGCC